Messenger RNA from Alexandromys fortis (reed vole), 939 nucleotides. RefSeq names its product MARCO like (gene Marcol). Lineage: Eukaryota; Metazoa; Chordata; Mammalia; Rodentia; Cricetidae. The transcript is spliced from 4 exons. Gene Ontology annotation, molecular function: protein binding. The record is from RefSeq and is a predicted model, not a curated record. The coding region runs from base 1 to 939 and encodes 312 amino acids.
AUGGGGGGGUUGACGUUCCUUCCCUUCAUGUUCCUGGUUGUGUUUUCAGUUUCUUCUACCCAGAUUUUCAAACCGAGUACUAUCAAGCUGGAAGAGAAUCAAAAACCUUCACUUAGUCUAGAGACAAAAAAUGAAGCUAAUCCUGGGGGAGGGGAGAAACCUGAUGAACAAGGAAGUAGUCUCACACCAGGCAAACCAGGAAUGCUCAUUCUGAAAGGACAACCAGGGUAUUCCAACCAACCAGGCAAACCAGUCGGCGGUGACCAGCAAGGGAGGCCAGAAGUUCUUAAAAAUCCUGGGAUGCCCAGUGCUUGGAUUUCCCAAGGGAAGUCAGGGGAAUCAAACCAAAAAGGAACUUCACGUUCUUUUAACAAACAAGAAGAAUCAGGAUCACGUAGUCAACAAGGAAAGCCAGGGUCUCCUAACCAAAAAGGGAAGCCAGUAUCACCUAAGAACAAAGACAAGCCAAAGUCUCUUAGCCAAAAGGUGAAGCCAACACUACCUACCAAUAAAGGCAAGCCUGGGAGUUUAGAAUCCUCUAGCCAAAAGGGGAAACCGGGAUCCUCUAGCCAACAAUGGAAGCCAAAAUCUUCUAACCAACAAAGGAAACCAAGGUCUUUAUAUAAACAAGAAGAAAGAAAAAAUGAAGAUAACUUAUCAAAGGAUGGUACAAUGAGGAUUAAGACUGGAAGGAUGGUCAGCAAGAGCUCAGAUGGUAAAGAAAGGUGCGACUCAGUUUACAAACCAGUCUGUGGUUCUGAUGGAAAGACAUAUGGGAACUCCUGUGUAUUUAAGGAAGCAAAGAGGUGUGGGUAUCUAAGGAGGCCAAAAGAGGUUGUCAGAUCCCUAAAACUGGAGUUAACAGGUGGUUGUCAAUCACUCAAUGUCAACACUGGAAAACAAAUCCUGGUCCUCUAUAAGAGCAGCAAGUUCUCUUAA